Messenger RNA from Camellia sinensis, 577 nucleotides. The record is from RefSeq and is a predicted model, not a curated record. Lineage: Eukaryota; Viridiplantae; Streptophyta; Magnoliopsida; Ericales; Theaceae.
UUAAUAUUUGUUUGAUUUUUAACUUAAUAAUUGUAUGAUUUUCUGUUUUGUUUAGGAAUCUAUGCGGUAUGAUCAACUUCGGGAUGUGGUAGCCAAGCGAAAACCUGGAUGGGAAUACUUACAAGAGGCCCUGAUCUCCAUAGAUCCUGUUCGUGCUAGGGAUGAUCCAGUUGUUGUGAAAAACAUCCCUUACUUCAAAGCCAAGAAGGCACUGGAGGCAGAAGUACUGAAGCUUGAUCCUCCUGCUCGACCAGAAAAUUGGGGAGAGAUGAACCUUCCAUUGAAUGCAUCAGCUUGGAGUAAGGAGGACCUCAAAGAUCCAAAAAAAUUAUAUGAGAUGACAGUUCUUCUUAAUGCCCAAAGAGAAAUUGCUGAUAAAAUCUUGGAAGCAGAGUGGGAAACAAAGUGGCGUCAAGAAAAGUUGAAUGAAAUGUUGGAAGAGAAGGUGCGGCCAUACAUUCAGAACAUGGACAAUGGUGUCAUUCCUCCGCCUAUAGUAAUGCAAUCCCCAAAGAAUCAGGAUCAUAAGGUUUUGCUCUAAAUCUCUGUCCCUUCUUUAUUAUGCGCUGUUGUUGGA